AUGAACCGGUAGUGAUUACUGGUGGUCGUGUGUCAUCGUUUUAACUUUUAUAUACAUUUCAUAUAUAUGUGUUCGUUUUAGCUAUGUUUUAGCUGUUUAAGAAACAACAUAAUUAAUGUUUGAUUGCUUAUUCAGCUAGACCAUGAGGUGGCCAUCGCUUAGUGUAGUCCUGUCUGGGCUUUUCAUCGCAUAUCUGUCUCACACGACGUGGACGAUGUACCAACUGUUCUUUCCAGCGGCAUGCCAACAAGGUGGCCAGGCAAGAUGUGUGAAGCCAUAUUUGCUACGCAAUCCCAAAUUGCAGCUCUUAGUUUAUGUUUCAACAAAGGUGAAGGUAUCGUCAACAAAGUAUCUGGAUCUCAUUUGGAAACAUGAGAAUUUCUCAGUGGACCAAUCUGCUGAAUAUGAGGUAAACAUCACCCUCCCAGAAGCAACCAAAAAGAAUGGCACUCUCUUUGUGCACGUGUGCGUGCUUCCAAGAACUGACCAACCAUUCCUGAGUCAACGGAUGGUAUAUCAGUCCGGGCAACUCAGCACUUAUAUGAUUCCCCGGGCAAAGGCAUACAACCUGAUGGGCGAAGAGGGCAUGAUCACAGACAGCAUACGAGUGCCAGUCAGUCACUUGCAGUCUGUAUUGAAGCUGAAUGUGGUCAGUGACAUAAUUGCUUUCAGCAGAGAAGCAUUUCCACCUGAGCUCUUCAGGUUUGCCAGAAUAUCACCAGAAGGGGAUUAUCUACCACUGCUCUACAUAGAUGAUGUGUCUACAAGAAUUAGAAAUCUAAAGGAAGUGAACAGCAGUAGCAAGACAAUGCCCCUCUUCAUCAGUUAUUCACCGAUAUCUGUUGGGAAACUUAGACUCUGGUCACAGCUCCAGGAAUCUAUGCGCCUCAUGCACGUACUCGGCUUCUCAGAAAAGGACACUGAUGAAGUGAAGGGACUAUUUGCUGACACAGGAUUUUAUCUCUUGAUGAUGACGUUUGGAGUAUCAGCCCUUCAUCUGUUAUUUGACUUCCUGGCAUUCAAGAAUGAUAUCAGCUUUUGGAAGUCUAGAAAAUCAAUGGAGGGACUAUCUACCAGGACAGUCGUUUGGAGGUGUAUAAGUCAGACCAUCGUCUUUAUGUACCUGUGCGACCAGGACACCAGUCUUUUAAUCCUGAUUCCAGCUGGUAUAGGUUCCGUGAUUGAGCUGUGGAAAGUGAAGAAAGCCUUGAAGGUCACCAUAACCAUAUCGGGCUUUUUACCAAAACUAAAGCUUGGGAGUGCCAAUGAUAAAGAGAAGUUGACCGAGGAAUUCGAUUCUCAGGCCAUGAGAUAUCUUUCAUACGCACUAUAUCCACUAUGUGCUGUCGGCGCCAUCUAUUCAUUAUUAUACACACCUCACAAAAGUUGGUACUCGUGGUGUGUCACCAGUUUAGUAAAUGGAAUCUAUGCAUUUGGAUUUCUCUUUAUGCUACCUCAGCUAUUUCUCAACUACAAGCUAAAGUCUGUUGCACAUCUGCCAUGGAGGGCAUUUAUGUAUAAGGCAUUCAAUACGUUCAUAGAUGAUGUCUUCGCGUUUAUCAUCACCAUGCCGACUGCUCACCGCUUAGCCUGUUUCCGUGACGAUAUAGUCUUUGUGGUCUACUUGUAUCAAAGAUGGUUGUACCCGGUGGACAAGACAAGAGUCAACGAGUUUGGCCGUUCCUACGAACACGAGGUGGAGAAGGACGAGGGGAAGAAGAAAGUGGAGUGACGCUGGCCGCACGUGGCUUCCCGAUUUAUCACAGGAUUCUGCGCUGGGUAAUAGCAGAGGGCGAGGAGGCUGGCGCGCUGUCGAAGCCGCUACGGUAAAUGCCCAGGACCUGAUCUCGCAUUUCUCCUUCCAGUGAUACACCCGCCAUGAUUUACGUCGUGUGGCGGCUCGUGCGGCGUUCGCACUCCGGCCUUCGAACACAAUGGUCUAUAUAUAUAUAUUUCCCGCGAACAGCUCGAGGAGAGAUAUAGGGGAGCCGCCUCAUCCUCAUCCGCCCGUCCCGCAUCUCGGCACGAAGUCCGGGAUGCAAUGGUAGUGAUUGUGACGCGAAAUCGUUCAAACAUUUUUCGUCGCAAACGCGUUGUCUAUAAUCCGGCGGCUACGGUACUAAGCUGGAGCCGCCACAUUGACGCAGUAAAAUGCGGUUAUAAUUUAUUGUACUAGUGUGAUUUAAUGUGACGAGUGUUUGAUGGUAAGGGGUAGGGUGGCGGAACGAGAACCAGGGCGAGAUUUGUUUACUAUGUGUGUAUAUAUAUAUAGAUAAUAUCAAGAGCUAUAAUAAAUACCUAAUAGCUAAUAGGUAUAUA
This is a messenger RNA of Priapulus caudatus, 2319 nucleotides long. Its product is annotated as cleft lip and palate transmembrane protein 1-like protein. NCBI's taxonomy places the organism in Eukaryota, Metazoa, Priapulida, Priapulimorpha, Priapulimorphida, Priapulidae. Bases 143 to 1732 code for a protein of 529 amino acids. The transcript is spliced from 17 exons. Gene Ontology annotation, cellular component: endomembrane system; membrane. The record is from RefSeq and is a predicted model, not a curated record.